This is a messenger RNA of Physcomitrium patens, 3207 nucleotides long. Its product is annotated as NAC domain-containing protein 68. Lineage: Eukaryota; Viridiplantae; Streptophyta; Bryopsida; Funariales; Funariaceae. Gene Ontology annotation, molecular function: DNA binding. The record is from RefSeq and is a predicted model, not a curated record. Gene Ontology annotation, biological process: regulation of DNA-templated transcription.
CCACCCACAAUCGUCCAACAUGAUGUUUUCCUUCGUCACCCGGUUUCUGCCGUUUUCUACCUCCGCUACCUCUGCACCUGUUCGUCUACAAUAAACCCGUCGUCAGUCUUUGUCUAGUUGCUGUUGUUGUGUUCCUCCUCUUGUAACAUCCUCUUUGGUACGGAAGUCAAGCUGUAUCACACCUAUUGCGUCUUGCUGAGGUGCAAUCGGAUCAUGCAUGCGAUGCUCCCCAUGAUCUAAAUAGGCUUGUAUCAAAAACCUCCUGGUUCCUCUCUCUUAUGGGGAAGUUCUGAUUUUUCCGCUAGUGUCGAAGAACAUUUGUUGAUCGAUUCAAUCUAGCUGUCUGCAACCUCCUAGCCACCGUCAGCCGUGUGCCUGGUUGCAAUUAUAUUGGACCUCAAACUUUCGUGAGAUGCCCGCGCUCAUACCUUUCUAAUCAUCCGCGGGGUUUUUACUUCAAGAAACUGGAGAAAUUAGAGUUUAGAGAGAGGACAUUGGUCAUGCGAGUUACAAUCGCACCUGAUCUUCGGUAUUCUGUGCAAUCGAAGUCCCACAAUUCCGAAAGCCGUAGUAUAGAAACUUUGUGUGUCAACUAAUGUGAUCCCUCCCUCCAAAUAGGUUACGCAAGUACUCUCAAUAUUUGCAGUUGUAGUAGUAUAUGAUCUAAUCGGGCACGUAAAGCUGUGCUCAUUUCCUCUCUUCAGGCCUAAGCCACAGUUGCUUGUUCUUUCAUAGAAGCGUUUGUGGGGUAAGCUCUAGCAAGUACCGCGCUGGGUGAGUGACCUUCUGUCGUUAGGUCUGAAUCUUGCAGCUUGCGUAUCUAUCGCUAAAUCGCUCCCGGUGACUCUGUGCUCAUUCUCUCGUGAUUCACUUUACUUUUGGCACGUUUAGCAAGUUCUGCCAGUUUCCUAAGGAUCUCGUCAUUCUAUGUGCCGAUCCUACGGUUGGUCCGUCUCCCUGUGAGGUCCCACAACUUCGUCAGCCUCGCGUCACAAGCAGAUUUCUUGUGCGAGUUCUCCACCUGAUCAUCGACGAACAGUUCUUGGUUCUAUCUGGUUCACUCAUCAGACAGACGCUUUAAUCUCUCAAAUCAUUACCCGAGAAAGCUACCACUCCACCUUGAUAUUCAACCCAAGGAUUAUCUGUACAAACAGCAUUCCUGUGAAAAGUAUGUGCAACGGCAAGAACACCAUCGAGAUGCAGCAAGAUUCCAACCUUGAACUUCCGCCGGGGUUUCGCUUUCAUCCUACAGACGAUGAGCUUGUGAGCUUCUACCUGGUCCGGAAGAUUAGCAACCCUCAAGUCGUUGUGAAGACGAUUCCAAACGUGGACCUCAACAAGUGCGAGCCUUGGGAUCUUCCAGAUAAGGCCAAGGUUGGAGAGAAGGAAUGGUACUUCUUCAGUCUGCGUGACCGAAAAUACCCAACCGGCCAGCGAACUAACAGAGCCACUGAUAAGGGAUACUGGAAAGCCACAGGCAAAGACAGGGAUGUCAUGAAUUCUGGCACCCAUUGUCUGGUGGGCAUGAAGAAGACUUUGGUGUUCUACAUGGGCCGCGCGCCAAAGGGCUUGAAAACUAACUGGAUCAUGCACGAAUAUCGCCUGGGGAGUGACUCCAGCAACCACUUCAACGGCCAACAAUCCCACCGAUACAAGAAUAACGAAUGGGUGGUCUGCCGAGUCUUCCAGAAGACGGGUGGCAGCAAGACGCUCGGUCUUAGCUCCACUGAUAAGGCAUCUUACCAACCAGCUGCUCACUUGCAUUACGCGCUUCCUGGCAAUCACCGCGACAGCUCGCCGAACCCUACUGUAACCGACUCGGACGAUGGAGACACAUGCACUGCUGCCGAGUCCUGCCACAACUCUCAGGAUAGCUAUCUAGAUGCCGGUGUCUAUGUUGCUCAAAUGUUGACGCAAGGGGACGUCACGUCCGUCGGAGCACCUCAAUGGGCUGCACCAGGGUCGGUUCCAAUGGCUACCCCUGUAAUGGACAUCCAGCCUCACAACACUAUGAAGGAGUCCUAUUACAACCAUCAGAACGGCGCAAACAUGUCAAUGCUAUUCUCUCCACCUCCUCAGAACAUGGUGAGCUAUCCCCUGAUCCCCCACAUCGGCAACCGCAUGCGGCCCAAGCAGGAACCAUUCUACCCCACGACCUGUGCAGGAGAGGAUGAAGCAGAAAGCAGCCAGAAGUUGAAUAAACUCGACUACGCAUGGACUGGUGACGUGCUCAACCCAGAGUACUACCCUUGCGACAGUCCCUUGACUCCAUUGCAGUCAAUCGUUGGGGAGAGCGGCCAAACUUCGUCCUGUCUUACGGAUGGGAAUGCACUCCAUAACCGUGCCUUUAGAGGCAGCUUUUCUGGAUUUCAGGAGAUGGCUGGACCCAUCGAAUUGACGACGCAAGAAUGGGCUUACUGAGUAGCCGCUGCAUUCGAGCUUCAGGGUUGCCGUUUUGUGCUUGUUAUUAAGGUCCGCCUUGCCUCAGUUGGGUCAACAUACUGUACAAAGCAUACACACAGAGGAUUGAUUAACAUUUUGAAUGUAAAUUGAAUGCUGGGAUUGGUCAGACCAUAGUUUCCAUAUUGGUGUACAUUAUGGUUUCUAGGCAAGCAGCACCUAUUAAAAGCUGCUAUUGUCUGACUACUCGCUUGGACAACAACGACCGACCUUCAAAAGGUUUUGGUUACACAUUGGCAACAGAUUUUGUGUCGAAAGAAUGACGAAGGGUAUCAAUUCCGGACCUGCAGCUUGGUGAUUAAUCCAACGUCCUUCAAGUGGAGAAGCAAGGAUCCGGUGUUCAUCGUGCACUCCGGAACUGAUCUUCAUCCUGUUGCUUACAUUGUAGACCGGCUUGCCUCUGUAACUUCAUAAACAUCGACAAGGAGCUCGCCAUCUUGCAGCAGUUCAUAUGAACUGGGCCUAGGUUGUCCACAAUUUAGUUGUAAGAUUUUCAGGUAUUCAUAGGCAUGAUUGAUUGAGCAUCGGCUUGCCAGAUCGAUGGAACCGAAGAGUAGGACGUUAGUGCCUUGUAUUGUAAGGCAAAGGAAACAUGUUCAUACAUAAAUUGCUUUGUGUGCAUGUAGCCAAGUUGCAAACAUGGCUUAGUUAAACGCAAGAGUACAUCUAUAAAUUAGUUGUGAUUGAUUAAUUCUUGAAUGUCUCCUUUAUGAAUGGAAAAUUAAAAUAUUAUCGGUUGAUUCCAUA